ACAUGACAUAACGUCAAAGGUGAAAGGUUGUGGCUAGACAUUAACUUCCGGUUAAGUUACGUGUGCUUAAAGUCAGCUGUGAUCGACGCGCUUUUGAGAUUUAUAAUUACGGGGAAAAGUCAUGGUUCUCCUUGAGAAUGACUCGUUCCUGACCGAACUGACACGGCUCUUUCAGAAAUGCCGGACCAGUGGGAGCGUUUACAUCACAUUAAAGAAAUACGAUGGCAGGACAAAACCAGUCCCCAGGAAAGGAAACCCGGACACUUUUGAACCUGCUGAUAACAAGUGUCUCCUCCGAGCAACGGACGGCAAGAGGAAAAUCAGCACAGUGGUCAGCAGUAAGGAAGUAAUAAAGUUCCAGAUGGCCUAUUCCAACCUACUGAGGGCGCACAUGGACGGUCUGAAGAAGAAGGACAAGAAGAGCAAAAGCAAGAAGACCAAAGCCACCCAGUGACCAGCGGAAGGUGCUGGAAAACCCCACCCACACCCCCACAAAGCCAGUACCCCCCCCCUCUUUACAUCAGCCCAACCUUAAUUACAGCCGCCAGCUCCCGCCUGGAAAAUGAGUCCAACCCACGCAGAACAGCAGCGUGACAGAAUGGCGACGUUGGCUUCUGGGGAAGCCCAUGAUGCCUGACAGCAGGCUGGGAGUCCUGCCCAGUCCCUGCGCUUUAUGUUGAAGGCCUGCAGCGUGGCCUUUUAAGGUAAAAAGGAACUUGACCUGCAGAAAGUACAGCCUGGUGUAGGUAGAUGGGGGGGAGGUGAUCCCUCACAAAAAUCAGAGCAAUAUCGGUGGGAUUAAACUGCUUUCAAACUUGUAUUUCACGAAAAAGCAUUUCUGUUUUUGAUUGUUGCGUAAGUCACCUGUCAUCGCAAGCCUCUUGCUUUUGGUACUAUCCUCUGAUUGGUUCUUGGUUCCUGUUCGUACAAAUUGAAAUGUUCUCAGGAUGUGUUCAGAAUGGCCAUUUUGACAUGGGCCAAAAACAUGAAAGAAUUCGAGUCCUUGUUGGCAAUUGUCAGUAUUUUCCGCGUGUGACAGUACCGGAUGUUUUAAUUUUUUAGAUCAUUGCGUUAAGUCUUCAUGAAUUUUGGGGAGAAAUAAAGCUUCCAGUCAAUGAAAUACUGGAAUCGUUUCCACACAGCCCGUUGUUUUGUUUUGCCCCUAAUAAAUUCAUGAAGGAGCUGGUGUUGUUCUUGGGGUUCUGGUUUGAAGUUUAUGCACAGAAAAAUUUGCUGCAUGGUCUUGGAAGGGUAUUAACAUGCAUCAUAAAUUUGUGGAGUGGGAACAAUGAAGACUAAAGGGAAUAAAGUUAGGUUUUCUUUAGUGUGUUAAUUUUA
Brienomyrus brachyistius is the source of this 1338-nucleotide messenger RNA. RefSeq names its product signal recognition particle 14 (gene srp14). Gene Ontology annotation, biological process: SRP-dependent cotranslational protein targeting to membrane. The record is from RefSeq and is a predicted model, not a curated record. The transcript has 5 exons. Gene Ontology annotation, molecular function: endoplasmic reticulum signal sequence receptor activity; 7S RNA binding. Bases 122 to 454 code for a protein of 110 amino acids. Gene Ontology annotation, cellular component: signal recognition particle, endoplasmic reticulum targeting. NCBI's taxonomy places the organism in Eukaryota, Metazoa, Chordata, Actinopteri, Osteoglossiformes, Mormyridae.